UCUUCAGUCGCUGUAGUAACGUCCGCGGAGCUCGUACGCAGCGCAGCUGUUCUCCGAGAGAAAACCCACAAACCGACGCCGCUCAGUUUACACGCGUGGAUUUCCCACCUCCGCGGCUGUGGGUCGUUUUAGGAGCUGAAACCGGCCGCUGGAUCGGGAUGCUACUAACUCCCCGAGUGGAGAGAAAUAAGUUUUUGUUUCUGGAGAGAAGAAAUGGAUAGUUUGUGUUGUUAAACUGGAAGGAUACACUGGAAGGUUCGGGUUUUCUGGAGCUUUUGUCGGAGGGAGACACCAGAGAAGAGGCGGCUCGGUGUCCACCUGACCUCCUGGAAAAUAACACGGCAGCUUGACACUGAGAGCCUUAUGCGUGGCCCAUUAAGCUCUCCAGCUCUCUGCGACGCCGUUUCUGCGUGUAAACUGAAGUUUACAGCUUAGGUUGAAUUCAAAAUAUUUUCUGAUAUUGAAAUAGUCGGAAAAAACUUUUAUCGCUUCAUCUCUGUCAGAACCGGAUCUUAUGGGGAUUAUUGGAUUUCUCCGGCGCCCCUGAUGCCUCGAACCGUUCCGAUCCCGCUCCUCCAGCCAGGAAUGCCUGCCCUCUAACCCCCCGCACCGCACCGCUGUGGGGCCGUGUCCCGGUCCUGCCGCCAGGAUGAGCAGCACCGACCUGGAGCGCAUGUCGCUCAGCUCCUCGGCCAACUCGGUGGCUUCCAGCGCCCGCACGCUGUCGGCCAACGUGCGGAAGCUGCACAACGCGCUCAACCUCCUGCUCAGCGACUUCGAGAGGGAGCAGUUCAUCCACUGCCUCAACGUCUACCACUCCAAGCGCAACGUGUACGACCUGGUGCAGACCCUCAACGUGAUCCUCAACGCGCCCAGCAAGCGGCAACUGCUGCCCAUGCUGCGGCUGGUGAUCCCCCGCUCCGACCAGCUCCUCUUCGAGCAGUACACCUCGGAGGGGCUUUACUUAAAGUCGGAUUUAGUUGCAAACAACGGCCACGCCGAACCCCCGCCGGGAGACUUCCCCAGCGCCAGCCCGACGCCCCCCGGGAACCUGUCGCCGAACAACCACCCCGAGUUCCAGGUGGCACUGCGGGGAUCCCCGGACAGCUUCAGCACCAGCAGCAACGGGACAGCUCCGCUGGUGCCUCUGCUGGGCCGGAACUUCAUCCAUGAGCCGCCCGGGGAGCUGCGUCAGGUCAACAUGAAGCGUCACAAGAGCAACGAGGGCCUGGGCUUCAGCAUCCGCGGCGGCUCGGAGCACGGAGUCGGGAUCUACGUGUCCCUGGUGGAGCCCGGGAGCCUGGCGGAGAAACAGGGGCUCCGGAUCGGUGAUCAGAUCAUGAAAGUUAACGACAAAGUUUUCGACAAAGUCACCCACGCUGAAGCAGUGAAGGUGCUGAAGGGCAGCAAGAAGCUGAGUCUCUCAGUGCGUUCAGUAGGUCGGAUCCCCGGUGGCUACGUCACCAACCACAUCUAUACCUGGGUGGAUCCUCAGGGUCGGAGCGUGUCCCCUCCUCCUGAUCUGCCCGAGCAUCGGAGCGCCACGCUCAGAAGAACCGACAGCCAGCGACGCAGUAACAUGCAGCUCCUUCAGGAGGGCGACGAAAAGAAGGUGAACCUGGUUCUGGAUGACGGACGGUCUCUGGGUCUGAUGAUCAGGGGGGGAGCUGAAUACGCUCUGGGAAUUUACAUCACCGGAGUGGACAAGGGAUCAGCAGCAGAGUACGGAGGACUCAAGGUCGGCGACCAGAUCCUGGAGGUGAACGGCCACAACUUCCUGAGCAUCCCGCACGACGAGGCCGUCAGGGUCCUGAAGUCCUCGCAGCACCUCAUGAUGACGGUGAAGGAUGUGGGACGCCUGCCGCACGCCAGAACGGUGGUGGGGGAGACCAAAUGGAUCGCCAGCUCGCAGAUCGCAGAGAGCUCUGCCAACAGCAGCGUGGCGAGCUUCUCUGUGGACCAAGGAGCUUCUGCAGCAGGAAAGCCCGGGUUUUAUAAAGGACUGGCAGGCUCGCAAGUGACCCUGUCCAGUCUAGUCAACCAAUCCCGUGCCAUGCUGGAGGAGCAGGCGCGCCACCUGCUGACCGAGGCCGAGCGUCAGACGAUGAGCUACUAUGUGGAGGAGUACAGGGACGGACACAUCGGCAUAGAGCAGCUGGUCAUGGCGCUGUUUGAGCUGCUCAACACGCAUGCAAAGUUUUCCCUUCUGUCAGAGGUGCGAGGCCUGAUCGCCCCGCAGGACCUGGAGCGCUUCGAUGGGCUGGUGCUCCGACGGGAGAUUCAAGCCCUCAAGUCACGUCAGGGGACAGCAGGGGCCACAAACAUGCAGCCGGACUGCCUGUCCAUGGUGUCGUAUCCAGACACGCUGACAUCAUCAUCAGCCAGCUUCAUGACCAACACAACGCUCAGCUCUGCACGGGAAAGGCUGCUGUGGCUGAUAGACAUGAUGGAGAACGACAGUGUGGCGGAAAGUAAUGAGGGGGAUCCUCCGGAGAGCCUGAACACGCUGCUGACUGACAUCUCUCUGGAUGACGUUCAGUCCACCACAGCAGAGUCCCCCCCUUCCUUCAAGCCUCCGCCCCCUCCAGGGGUGCAGAGGCGUCCAGGCAGACGAGAUGUUCUCAUCAAGUGCCCCUCAUCCGAAUCCUCCCAAUCAGGGUUGUACUUCACAGCCCCGAGCUCUCACAGCCACAGCAGAGAGCCAGCAAAUACAACUGCCUCACCUUCGCUGCGCCACAAACAGGACCCUUCCCGCGACUAUGCUGCUAUCAAAAAGAAAAAUCCCUCGUCACUGCCCAAGAAAGAGAAAAUAAUCUCCACUCAGUUGGCCACUGUCUCCCAGCAUAACAUUGGCCCCUUCCCCAGGGUCCAGUCCCCCAGCAGAGGCCCCAAACCCGCUGCCCCUUCCCCUUCUCCCCCACCACCACCUCCACCGCCACUUCCUGCCCCACCCCCGCCUCCCUUGCUUCCCUCUAAGCCAGUGUCCUUGUCCAAAGCCUCCCUAGGCCCGUCUCCUGCCUCUAAACAGCAGUUUGUAACAGUGGAGGUCCACAGUCCCAACGCAGAACCAGAUGUCAACGAGGUGCGACCGUUGCCCCAGGCUCGAGGCGGUGCCCUGUCUCAGCUGUCCGACAGCGGACAAACCCUCAGCGAGGACAGCGGUGUGGACAUAGCUGAGUCGGGACAUGUCAGCAAAGACAGUAGCCCCCAUUCCUCAGGCACACGCCUCCCCCGCGACACCCAGGAAGGAGGAGGAGGAGGUGACAAGCCCUCCAAACCGCCGGGCCUUUUGGAGCCCACCUCCACACUAGUGAGGGUGCCAAAGAGUGCCAGCACCCUUGGUAUCGCCGUCGAGGGCGGAGCGAACACUCGCCAGCCGCUGCCACGGAUUGUCACGAUCCAGAAGGGAGGCUCCGCCCAUAACUGCGGCCAGCUGAAGGUGGGUCAGAUAAUCCUGGAGGUAAACGGGGUUUCUCUGAGGGGCCGAGAGCACAGGGACGCCGCUCGCCUCAUCGCCGAGGCCUUCAAGACCAAAGAGAGGGACUACGUGGACUUCCUGGUGACUGAGUUUAAUGUGGCCCUAUAGCUGUGAGCAGGAGGAGAGAGGAUGAUGAUGUCGGCACCAGAGAGAAGAUGACUGAACAAUAUCCAACAUCUUGUUCAUUUGAUGGCACAAAUCGAAAAGAACCACCAACUGAUGUCUGAGCCCUUCUUCUCUUUUAUAAUCAAACCUUUAAACUCUAACUUGAAAGGCAUUAUUUCCUCGUGUUACCUCCAACUGUCAGAUCUGAUGCACUACAGUGAAAAAUAGUGAAUCUUUUCCUUUGGGUUUCUUCUCAGUGUUAAAACAUACAGACCUGCAGCAGUUUGAACUUCCCCUCGCUCUGUCCAAUGUUCAGUUUAUUUUUCAUUUAUUUCUGCUUCUGUCUGAGAGUGAACUGUACAGCUGAAACCGACUGAUGCUUGACUUUACGAGCUCGGGUUUGUACUGUAUGUAAAAAUGGACAUAUGUAGAUACAGAUGGAUAUAUGCUUCACACAUAAAAAUGCUCCUAUAUAAAUAAAAAACAUGUGUAACCUUU
Girardinichthys multiradiatus is the source of this 4081-nucleotide messenger RNA. RefSeq names its product whirlin a (gene whrna). The transcript has 13 exons. The record is from RefSeq and is a predicted model, not a curated record. The coding region runs from base 650 to 3586 and encodes 978 amino acids. Gene Ontology annotation, cellular component: stereocilium tip; photoreceptor inner segment; plasma membrane. Lineage: Eukaryota; Metazoa; Chordata; Actinopteri; Cyprinodontiformes; Goodeidae. Gene Ontology annotation, molecular function: protein binding. Gene Ontology annotation, biological process: auditory receptor cell stereocilium organization; sensory perception of sound.